CGGUCGGACUAGAUAGAUAGGUGCCCUCAGCUCUGCUCCUCGUUGACUUAGCAAUCAGUGAACAGUGGAAAUCACAGCGACGUGUAUACCCCGUUGUAUUUUUCAGUUUUAAAGCACAGUGCGUACUUUUUACUAGUAGUCGUUCAUUGCGGUGUUGAUCAGUUGGGUAUUGAAAAAAAUAUAUUGACAGACAACCACGGUCGUCCCGGUCGUCCCUCGUUCCGAGCAGCUGAAGGAAGAGGUUAAAAUGUCUGAAAACCUGUUGAACGAUGUUGAUCCCUUCAUCGUCGUCAGUGAAACACCCAUAGAAAUGGAACAUCGUCUUACCGAAGAGCUACAAGAGACUUCGUCGCAACACAAUGGUAUAGAGGAAAUCUCGGAUAUUGAAGUGAAUGAUUCAGAAUAUGCAGAACCUUUAACCCCUGAGAAAGUGAGAUGGUUCUAUAAGGAAGGAGUGGAUAAAAGAUGGGUGGAAUUUUGCGGAUACGACAGCCUCAGAAUUGAAUCUGUCUGGAGACGACAUAAAAGUUGCACAAAUGAAGUCAAUAACUCAACUUCUGACUCAAAAAUGGAAAGGGUAGUCGUCAGAGGAGGAAUGUAUGACGUAGAAUUAGACAAUAUGCGAUGCGUCUCCAUAUAUUGGCCAGGCGAAGAAUGGGAAAUAAUGAGGGGUACAUGGUUUUAUGAUGGCAGUUGGAUACCUCUGGAACCCGAACACUCAGGGGCUAUAGAAGAGACUCAUCUUACCUUGUUUCAAAAAUCAUCUCCCACCCAAUCUAGUUCAACAUCAGCAGCUAGCACUCCAUCACAUUCUUAUAAAGUUCUUCAUACAAAAAAUUUUCCCGAAUUCCAUGUGGAUUGGCAUGCAGUAGAUGAUGUAGCUCUCUACAGUGAAAAUACACCAAGCAAACUAAUGCGUAGCGUAACACUGAAAUUGGGAUUCACCAAAACAACGGGAUAUCGAUUGAGAAGAGGGUACAAGCAUCUUGCAAUUAUGGAAGAUAAACCACACGACAUCGAUCACUUAGUGUUUGUUGUUCAUGGUAUUGGACAGAAGAGAGACACGGGGAAGAUUAUUCGUAAUACAACAUCAUUCAGGGAGUGUGUGGAUUGGUUAAAACACAAAUAUUUUCCAAAUUUGACUCAUCGAGCAGAAUUUUUUCCUGUAGAAUGGAGAUCGUCGCUUAAGCUUGAUGGAGAUAUUGUGGAUGCCAUUACACCUUACAGUGUUCUAAGUAUUCGGCACCUCUUAAAUACUUCUGCAAUGGAUAUUCUCUACUACACGAGUCCUUUGUAUGGCGGUGAGGUCAGAGCAGGUCUACAAAGGGAGUUGAACCGAUUGUAUUUCAUGUUCGCUAGUCGCCAUCCGAAUUGGAAAGGGAAAGUAUCAAUUUUAGCACAUUCUUUAGGAUGUGUAAUUGUCUAUGAUAUAGUGACCGGAUGGAUGGGACCAGAUAACAGACCGCCAUCACCAGUGGCGUCAGAAGUUUCACCAGAAGGCUUACAAUUUCCUAUUGAAAACCUUUUUUGUCUGGGAUCCCCUUUGUCGGUGUUUUUAGCUCUCCGCACACGUGCGCCAUCCAACAGAAUUGGCGUGAUGCCACAAGAUCUCUGCAAGAGAUUUUACAAUAUUUUUCAUUGGUCAGACCCGGUAGCCUAUCGAAUGGAACCUCUGUUAGAAAGGGGAUACAGCAGAGUAGAACCAGUGGUCAUACCUCCAUAUGGCGGAGUCGACGGCCAACAAUAUGAACAAUCAUCUCCAUCUUCAUCCAGUACAGUUUAUGCAAAUCCACCUGCCACAGUCGGAGAAAGCGAUGAGAAGGAUGAAAGUCCGGUUGACACACCAACUCGUAAUACGGACAAAGGAUGGAGUCUCUGGGGCUUGGUGAGAGGUGGCUGGAGUACAAAAGAUGGAGGAUCUUUGCCAACGCCGGAUAUGAAUCCACCGUUUCAUCCUGAUCAAGAAUUGAAACCAAGAUUGGAUUACGUACUACGAGCAGUUGGCUUAGGGCGAAACUACUUAUAUACAGUAACGGCGCACACAGCUUACUGGAGCAACUAUGAUGUGGCUUACUUCGUGCUUACAAAACUCUUUCCUACACUGGAGACAUGAUGUUGGCUUAAAUUUUCUCACAUGGGGUCUUUUUGGACCCUGUCGAACCCCACUAGUCCAUCACAGGCCUAUAGGACCUGAGCUUGCUAUGAGGCCUGCCACCGAAAACAAUCUGUGAUAACGGAAAAACGAUACAAUAACCAAUAACAUAAAUAAAAAAGUUGGAACGAAAAAUAAUAAAAAAACUACAAAACUAUCUAGGGGUAAAAUUUUGCAUGAUAUGCAAGAUCAAGGCUAAAUAGAUGAAUUUUACAGCUUAGGAUCAUAUGCCUAUGAAGUUUUACAGUAUUGUACAGGAAUAUAGUUAAUAUGAAGAAAAACAUGGAAAUCGGUGCUGCGUACAUUCAUAAAAAGUAGAGUCUCGUCUAAUUUGGUGUACACCACUACGUCUGAAAACAUAUCGAUAAAUAUAAUCGAAAAUAUAUGACAAUUCGAAGAAUAGUAUCCAAUUAUCAAACGUCUAAUCUUUAUUGAAAAAUCUCUAUAUACUUACACAAAUUGGCUGAAUGACUUCCAAAGCACAAUCAUAAGUGUGUGAAGUUGCAUGUCCAUUCGUACUGUGUUCAUGCAUUUCUCUGUUAUGUGCACACUGAUAUCACCACCAUUUGUGUACUGAAAUUUUAUUAUGGUCUCAAUCAUAUUGUAACAGAUUGGGAGUACGCUGUCAAAAUCAGACAACAUUAUCCAUAAUUUGAUCGCAAACGUAGAUGGCAGUCGAACAGAGUUCAAAGUGUAGUAGGAAUUACGAACGUAUCUUUUUUUUAUAACUAACUAAUCAAUGAAUCGAGUUUUAUAGAAGCUCUGAUGCAAAAAGCUCUAAGCUCUAAUGUACGAUACUUGACCAAUCAGAAAAUUUGAUAACGCAGUGGCUAAUCAUUUUUUAGUAUGACGUGAGGAUGUUUAUUGUACAUAAUUAACCGUAUUUACUAAAUUUAAUACCUACUUAGAGAAUAUUUAGAGUUUUACAUAUUUUAUUAUUACCCGCGAACAAAGGCCCAAUAUUCAAAGUCUGAUAAUAUUAUUAGUCUUGCUUGUAGCGCUCAUGUUGUUUUGAGACAAUUGAGAAGAAUUGAUCUCGCUGUUGUCUUUCAUUAGCAAAAUAUCAACAAAUAAUGUUACUGUUAAAUAGUGAUCGAACAAAUGGCACUGUGAAAUUUUCAAUGCUACUAUUAAAUGAAUAUUAGUGAAACAGGGUAUAUUGUGUCAUAUUUAUGAAAAAAUAACUAACAUUAUGCUGAUAGUAUAACAGCUCUAUUGGCGGUAUUUUAAUAAGAGCAGACUGGAAAGACUAGACUGUCUGGUCCCAAUCGUGCUUUGCGUCUCCGGUCUUGAAAAAUUGUGUAAAUUUACUUCAUAAACAUCACAGUUCAAAUCUUGUCGCAUACCAUAUACAAUAAGAUCAAUUUGCAUAUUGAACAUCCAUCUAAUUUUGGGCUAAUCUCAUUUUGUCCGAAAGUUUUUCUAGAUACACGAUUGGCGUUCGUUUAUUAGUAAGAAAAAAAAAAAAAAAAAUAUCCAUCGCUGAUUCAGUGCUGUUUGGAUCUAUAUAAGUUAUUCAACGUACAGAAAUAAGAUUUUUAUGUAAUCAUCGAUACAAGACACACUGAUAGUCACUCUUCCCCUAAUUAAAACAACAAAAGAAACUUUUUAACAGUUUUUAUUCCAAAACUACGUAAAACUCAACGCUUAAAUAUUUGAUUAACUUCAUCAGCAGGAUAUAACAUCUGCAGUUAGCCAUAAUAUCAUAACGCUCUAUUACGAUUAUUCUCUGAAUCAUGUUCUUACAAGGAACUACAAGGAUGUCAGAACUAAUUUGCCAUUACAAACGAUAAUUUUGCAGAUAUCUACCGUUGUGUUUCAUUCUUUCUAUUCUAAAUUAGACGCAUAUUUUGGAAUAUUUUCAUCUCUAUGAAUCAUCAUUUAAAAAAUUACAAUGCUAAUUUCUGAUCUAAUAAUCGCGAUCAUAUUAUGUUCUGUCAGCAUAACUCUGCUGAACUGAUAAGGAUUUUCCUACCUAGAGCAAAAGAAGAAACAAAUAAUAAUAUUGCUUAUUAAAUUGGUGGCCGUCAAUAAUUAACUUUAUUAGAAUUCCAUUGUUACUGUGUUCUGAUACUGUUACGAUUUCGAAAUUCCUAUUCAGCUAUGAAUUUGACUUUUCUUGUAAACUUAAUUAAUGCAUCAACUGAAAGACUACGUAAAUUUGAAGACUGCUAUAUUAAAUAUAUCAUACAUAUUCAUUGAACACUAUGGUAGGCUGUAGAAUCUUCGGUAUGCUAGAGCAUAAAACGUGCACUGUUCACAUAGCGAAUCUCAUGGUCUACUCGAUUCAUAGACUAAUGGUUUCGUUUGAAAGGGCUUGGGAGUUGAUAUCGGCUUGUAUAGCUUAGUUUUUAUAAUUACUGACUGAAAUGCAAUUGUGGCUUUUUGUCUUCCGAAUCUGAUAGGAGAAAAGAAAAAAAAAAUGGGCCUACAUACUUACAUCUAAUUGCCUACACAUUUAGUAAUAAUUUAGUACACAGUAACUUUGGUGUAACAUAAAUUACAAUUUGAUUUCAAGUUGAAUGGGUCACAGAAACUUUUUACCUAUUUUCAGUCACGUACGAAUUUUUCGACUUCAUUAGGCUCUCUGAUAAUCUAUCGUACCUUUGCACAGAGUACUAAGAAUACUGUAGUAUACUUAUGUCAGGUCAUAAUAUUGAAAUCUUCUAUCUGUUAAUCGAUGAAGUAUCAGAAUUAUGUCGUAUGGACUGGCAUUUUAACAUCAUACACCAAAAAUAUCUAAAUAAAAAUUAAGUAUUAGGAAGAACACAACAUAAUUGUAUUUAUACAUAGUUGAAAAAUUACCUUUAUUUUGCAGUUUGAAUACAAAUGUUGUUACUAUCAAAAUA
Messenger RNA from Athalia rosae (coleseed sawfly), 5001 nucleotides. Its product is annotated as phospholipase DDHD1-like. Gene Ontology annotation, molecular function: glycerophospholipase activity; metal ion binding. The record is from RefSeq and is a predicted model, not a curated record. NCBI's taxonomy places the organism in Eukaryota, Metazoa, Arthropoda, Insecta, Hymenoptera, Athaliidae. Bases 248 to 2113 code for a protein of 621 amino acids. The transcript is spliced from 11 exons. Gene Ontology annotation, cellular component: cytoplasm.